AUGUUACUUUUUCUUUUAGAUGCAUUAAAAGACGGUAAUGAUGCAAUUAAAUUGGAUGAAACAAAUAUCAAAGCGUAUAUUCGUAAAGGUGUUUCAUUAUAUAAUCAAGAUUUAAAAGAAGAAGCUCUGGAAGUAUUUUUUCAUGGACUUGAAUUUGAUUCUACUGAUGAUCAAUUGAAGAUAUGGCGGCAUAAGUUUGAAAAAGAAUUAGCAGGUACGAUAUUCUUUUCUGAUUCAAUCACUAUUCAUACGAAAAUACCUUCUUCUGGUCAAGAUUAUUCACUUGAAGUCGAUCUUGCUUAUCCAAUUGAUUCAUCACGUACAAAUUUCAACGCCACUGGUUCAAAUCUCGAAAUAAAAUUAUAUAAAAGACAAGCUAUACAACGGACGUCAUUAGAUGCUCAAUCAACAGCAGCUAAAGUUCAAUCACCAGUUGAAAACACACCAAGUUAUCCAUCAUCUAGUCUACAUGCAAAAAAUUGGAAUAAAUUGGAACCUGAAAUAAAAAGAGAUGAAAAAGAAAAUACAGAUGAUGUAGGUGAUGCAAACGCUAUUUUUCAAAGACUCGAUUAA
Messenger RNA from Rotaria sp. Silwood2, 573 nucleotides. Lineage: Eukaryota; Metazoa; Rotifera; Eurotatoria; Philodinida; Philodinidae. The record is from the annotation of a GenBank genome assembly.